AUGGCUUGGGAUUCUUCAUUGUCGAACUCCGCAACUUUUGCAGAAGUAGUCGCGGGAAAGAAGACAUCUGCGGCGAACAGGAAGGCAGUCAAGGACCGCGAAGAAGCAGCUGCGAAACAGGCGGCGAAGGAAGCAAAGGAAGCCUUCGAGACACUUGGUAACAUGUUCUUGACCAAGCUCCCAAGAGUGAUCAAAGACAUGAUCUACAAGGAGCUUCUCCUUUUCCCGCUGUGA
Molecule: messenger RNA, 234 nt
Organism: Cadophora gregata
Lineage: Eukaryota; Fungi; Ascomycota; Leotiomycetes; Helotiales; Ploettnerulaceae
Exons: 2
Coding region: 1-234 (77 amino acids)
Source: RefSeq, a predicted model, not a curated record